AUGCUAGGUUCUUCCAGUGUUAAUGGCAUUAUUUGUCUCUACCAAGAUUAUGGCCAUGAAUCACCAAUUGUAUUAUGGAACCCUGCUACCACGGAAUUCAAGGUCCUUCCUCCUAGCUUUCAAGUAUAUAAUGAGAACAUUGAGUUUAACCCUCCUCCUAGUGCAUUUGGUUAUGAUUGUGUUACAGAUGACUACAAAGUGCUUCGGAAUGUUUUUUUACCUGAAGACUCUCCCUAUGAAUUUUCUAAAGGUCCGUGGUUGUUUUUGCCUGAGAAGGAUAGUCCUUUUUGGGAGCUUUUAAUGAAUGACGAUGACAUGUUUUGGUUGGAGGUAGAGUCCAAAUAUAUUUACGCCGACCCUUUUUGGGAGAUAUAUAGCCUAAAAAAUAACAAUUGGAGGAAACUCAAUGACAUUGAUAUGCCAUUGGUAUCGGGUUCUCGAGUAAACUCAAAUGAAUUGUGUCAUUUUUUGGGGUUUGAAGAUAAAAUGUUUUCAUUUGACUUUAGCAAUGAGAAGUUCAUUCAAACAGUUUUACCCUCAGAUUCAAAUUUCAAGUUUCAUGAUGGUUACAAACACCUCCUGAUAUUAAAUGAGUCAGUUGUUUUCGCUUAUGAUGAUUGCAAAAAUAAUUAUCAUAUAUGGAUUUUGGGUAAACUUGGUGUAAAGGAAUCAUGGACUAAACUCUUAAAUAUAGGACCUGUGAAUGACCUUGGAUAUCCUAUUGGGGCAUGGAAUAACCACAUAUUCUUCUCCCAUGGUCAUAAGAUAGUUCGGUAUAAUUUAAGUACCCAAAAAUUUGAGAAAUUUGAAAUUUACGUAUGGAAAGUUAUAAGUUUUAAGGAAGUUCUUCGUUCUAUAGAAGGAAUGAAAAAUUAA
Molecule: messenger RNA, 876 nt
Organism: Vicia villosa (hairy vetch)
Lineage: Eukaryota; Viridiplantae; Streptophyta; Magnoliopsida; Fabales; Fabaceae
Exons: 1
Coding region: 1-876 (291 amino acids)
Source: RefSeq, a predicted model, not a curated record